This is a messenger RNA of Sinocyclocheilus rhinocerous, 1801 nucleotides long. RefSeq names its product ropporin-1-like protein. The transcript has 6 exons. Bases 1015 to 1677 code for a protein of 220 amino acids. The record is from RefSeq and is a predicted model, not a curated record. Lineage: Eukaryota; Metazoa; Chordata; Actinopteri; Cypriniformes; Cyprinidae.
GAGUAAUAGCCUAUAUACAAGAACUAAAGCACAAAGUAAUUUCAUUUGCAAUUUAAUAUUUCUUCCUCGUGUGUUUAAUGAAGAGAAAAAAAUCAAUAGACAUACUUAAAAAGCAAGAGAGACCUAACAAACAAUCAAUAAGUAACUGGUGGUGGUACAAUCUCAACAUCUUUUGGAGUGAGUGGAGAAUGAAGAACAAUUCCAAACUUUUCUCUCAACAACUCUGUGAUUUCUUCAUCUGAAAGAUCUGUUGUGGUUUUUGUAGCUUGUUGUCCAUCCACUGAGGACAGACUGGUUAUAAUCAGUCUGCGGCCCCUGAUUGUGAUUCUUCCAGUGGGCAGUAAGAGUGAACAGAGAGACUUGCAGAAGAAAAUCGAGCUGGCAGAACUCUGAUGGUAAUCAUACAUGGCUCUGAAAUCAUCUCUUUCACGUGGCUCCAGGGUGAAUUUGUACAGUUCCGUCCAACAUUCUUCUCCAACCCCUGAUACUUCAGUCUCAGAAUUCAUUUCCAUGAAAAUUAAGUUUCCCUGAGAUCUGAGGCGAUACACUCAGUGGCUCUGGACUUGAGGACUGUCGGUCUCAAGAGAGAGAGGGAGCUGGAAUCCGGAUCCGAACCCUACAUCACAGAGCCAUCUGUGUCCAUCCAGCCUCACCAUCAUGAUGAAGUGGUCAAACGGAGGUCCGUAAGCACUGGUGAACCGAUUCCUGACCUGUGCGGAGAGAAUAGUCACGUCGAAGCCCAUCUGAGACAGAAGCCAUGAGAAGAGCCCAUUAUUCUCAUAGCAGAAUCCUCCACGGCGCAUGACGACGAUUUUUUCAUAUAAAAGUGGCAACUCAAGCCUGACCCGCUCUCCGAUAUGAAUGGUGAGAUUCUCAAAGGGAACUGUCAUUAAGUGAUUCAGGUGAACGUAUCGCAACGUCUCCAAUGUCAGAGGACAUGGUCCCGAACAGCCGACACGUGCCAAAUACUUUUCAACAUCCAUUGUUUUGCAAAGACCUCAGGCAUCUAAAGUGAUGCCUCCUCCUGAAACAAUGUACUGCGCCCAGCAGAUCAACAUCCCUCCAGAGCUGCCUGAUAUUUUAAAGCAGUUCACAAAAGCUGCAAUCAAGACACAGCCACAUGAUGUGCUGCAAUGGGCAGCUGACUAUUUUUCAGCAUUAUCAAAAGGUCAGGACCUACCAGUCAAGGAGAGGCUUGAAAUGCCAGUGGCAACUCAGAAAGGAGACACAGGGCUUACACCAGACCUUCUAAAGAUCCUUCAUCAACAGUUCACACCAAAAGAAAUCAUUACAAAAGAGGAGCUUCUUCAGAAGUGGAAAGGCCUGUGCUUACCUAUUGAUCAGCUUGACACAAUCCUUGCUCUUGGCAACUUCAGUGAAAAUAUCAUUUGGAUGCAGUUUUUUGCUUUAGGAUGCAGUGCUUUGGGUGGGACCAUCACAAGUGCUUUAAAACACGCAUGUGAAAUACUCACAGAGGACCCUGAGGGUGGUGCAGCCCAAAUUCCUUUUGACACGUUUCAGAGUCUGUACACAUACUUGGCACAUCUGGAUGGAGGAAUUCCUAAAGAACAGAUCGACAGCUUCUUGCAUAGUUUAGAGGAGUAUGCAGAAUGCCAAGGAGGAAUGGUGCAACCUUCAAAUUUUACAAGCCUCCACAGUGCUGAGAAGCCUGAGUAAAAUCCAGUUCAAAUGGUCCUCAGGUGGUGAUAUCUCACAACACGCUCGAAAACUAUUGAUCCUAGUUACUGUGUCUUGUGUUUGCCCUCUUUAUCCUGUAUAUUAUGAUGUGAUCUGAUUAUUU